ACUCGACUUCUCUCUCUCUCUCUCUCUCUCUCUCUCUUGCUGUCAGUCAGUCAGUUACUUCUACUCUUCUACUCUUCUUCUACUUUAAUUAUCUUCUUCUUCUUCUUCUUCUAUUUCUCUUCUUCAAGUCUUCUUCUCUUCUUCUUCUCUUCUUCUCUUCUUCUCUUCUUGCCCUUCCACCGGCCCGCCUCCGCUCAAGACAACAGCAACAACAACAACAACCAGAACAAGAGAAGAGAAGACGAAGACGAAGAAGACAACAAGAAGAGACGAAGAAGAGACCGCUAG
Messenger RNA from Trichophyton verrucosum HKI 0517, 288 nucleotides. RefSeq lists its product as uncharacterized. The transcript has 2 exons. The annotation marks the transcript as partial. The record is from RefSeq and is a predicted model, not a curated record. Lineage: Eukaryota; Fungi; Ascomycota; Eurotiomycetes; Onygenales; Arthrodermataceae.